Molecule: messenger RNA, 2352 nt
Organism: Drechmeria coniospora
Lineage: Eukaryota; Fungi; Ascomycota; Sordariomycetes; Hypocreales; Ophiocordycipitaceae
Exons: 3
Coding region: 1-2352 (783 amino acids)
Biological process (GO): regulation of DNA-templated transcription
Molecular function (GO): DNA-binding transcription factor activity, RNA polymerase II-specific; zinc ion binding
Source: RefSeq, a predicted model, not a curated record
AUGGCCCUCAGUUCUGCGGACAAAGGUCCAGCAUGGCCCCAUGACGAUGCGGGUGCCGCCGCCGCCUCCGCCGCCUCUGCUCGUACGACGCUCUCCACCGAUCUCUCUCACUCCACCACACUCUCGCCCGCUCUCUCGCCCGCUCCCUCACCUGCUCCCUCACCUCUAUCCGUCGACCCCCCGACGGCAGCGAAUCCCGCGACGCCGAAGUCUCUGCCGUCAGCUGCCCCGUCCGGAGGUCCGCUUCCAGCUCCUGUGUUACCUCCGGUGCUGCAUGCUGAGGCUGGCCCACCGACUGCUGGCCAGCCUGCUGCCACCACUGCCCCGGGCGGCCUGCCUGUGACCGCCCCAUCAUCGAUUGAGCCGCCGUCGCCCUCAGCCGCCGUCGCCUCUCCCGCCCCCGAUUCUCGAUCCACGCAAAACGGCGACCAUAGCCAUAGCAUCUUGGCCGGGGAGCAUGUCACCGGGCCCUCAGCCGGCUGUGACAUGUCCAACUUCUCGCCCGUCACGCUCACCGCCGUCGCAGCAGCAGCACCGCCGUCCGUUUCACCAUCUGGACCAUCCUUCGUGCCCAUCGCGAGCUUGCCGUCGACUUCGACUCUGCACCAACCCCCAGAUCCUGCCGCCGCCGCCUUCCAAUCCCCUGAGGCCUAUCCGCUAAACGCCGUUGGCGCGAACGCCCCGGUGCCGCCGCUCCCCAGCAUGCGACCUAUUUCGUCCAUGCCGCAGUCCGUCACACAGCCGCAGCCUCUUCAUCACGCCGCCUCGACUGUCACCACUGCGCCUCCCACGCCCAUCUCAAAUCCGCUCAACUUCUACUCCCACAGUUCCAUACCCUUGCCGACGAGUAAUGGGUUUUCCCACGAGACCAUAGUCCGCUACCCGCUUCCCCACGACCCUCGCAUCUUAGGCAGCAGAGGUCCGAAGAAGGAGAUCAAGCGCCGAACCAAAACCGGGUGUAUGACAUGUCGCAAGAGACGGAUCAAGUGCGACGAAGCUCACCCGACCUGCAACAAUUGCCGGAAGUCGAAACGAGAGUGCUCGGGAUACGACCCCAUCUUCAAGCCACAACUUUCUCAUAUACAACCCGUCCCUACCUCUGUUCUGCCCUCCACGAGCCUACGCUCGACCCCAGUCUUGGCCCCGCGGCCCGACAACUCGUACGGCAGCCAGCCGUCCAUGCUACCGAGUGCCUACGCUGCAGACUCGACCACGACCCUGAGCCCGACUUCGAGCGAGUUCGCUUCGACAGCAGUCAACUACUGCCCCAGCCCUUCCACUGCUGUCAUCACCCCCGUCAAGGACGAAACUGCCUGCGAUCCCUCGUCUGGCACCGAACAACCUUCCACGUCCCUCCAAGACGGCUCGAGCUUGCUCGAUCGUAAUCAAUCGUUCUCUGACGACGGCCGCCACCCCCCCCCAGGUGAGCUGCCAAUGCCGAGAGUCGAAACCCUCCCUCCGGCGCUAACACAUUAUUCAGGCAAGAGAAUGAAGAUCAACGAUAUCAUCGACUUGCUCGGCCCACCCCCCCCACCGCAGCAGGUAAGCCACACGGAGGAUACUUUCAAUGAAAUCACCAGGGUCUAUCACGAAAUGUACGCCAUGGCUCUCGGCGCCUUCUUCGAAACGACCUGGUACUUCUUUAUGGACAACGGCAAGAUGAUUUUCCCCAAGGAUGCCGCUCUGAUUGAGCACAUGGCCUCAUUCUUGAAAAUAUUGGAAGCCGUCAAGGCGAAUGAUCACACCCAGAUGACCUAUUCUGGCGUCCUCGAGACGAGGAUCGUAUGGGAGCUCGCUUGCACAGCAUACUCUACCCCCGAUCAAACAAACGGCGCACGCAGCACACUACCUGCUGAUGGCGAUGCGGCCGAGGCGAGGAAUAGGCUGCGCGUCCUCGAGACCCUCUUGUGUGGAGAAUACCUGGAUGAAAAUCCUCUUGCACCGCCGGCGGCCGAUCACGACCAGCAUCGAAUCCGACAGUUUGACUUCUGGUACAGCCUAGCCGAGUUCGUUCGCAAGCGAGACAACCCCGGUUCGCCACAGGCUGCGCAGGCCAGGGAAGCUGUGCUGAGUAGAAUGCGCCAUCUGCUCGAUGGACGCGAAAAUCGUGACCUUCUCUACUCCAUCGCCGUCGUCAGGGAGCUCGCGCCCAACUUUGACGCCGGGUACGGAGAAACGAUCCCGCAGCACUUGGACGAAACCGACCCCAAAAGCCGGCUGGCGGUCGCAUCUAAAUUUAUUCUUGACGAGGCACAAGUCACCGGUGGCACGACAAACGUGGUGCGCCGCUUCAGCGACAUUGCCUCCCGGGCCUUCGUCAAUCCAGGAGUCAACGUGGCGAGGAAGUUGUAG